AUGGACGUUGAUUUCUACUGGGGAACCAAUGGCGAUGGCACCGAGGAUACGAAGAGCGUCGGUCUUACGGAUCCGCAUCCGCUCAUGAUUAAGAGCCGUCAUGCCGCUGCUGACGCAUACGUGUUCAUGGCAUCCGGGGGCAGGUGCUACCUCUGGAACAUGGCGACGGGUGACGUGUUCCAGUACGUCAAGCCCGCAGACUCGAUAGCAUCCUGGCCGGAUGAAGAAGCCUGGGGGAAGGGGGCGGGUGGAGACAGCGUUGCUGGAGCCGGUUUCCUAGGCGGCUCCUGGUUCGAUGAAGGGUGA
Molecule: messenger RNA, 306 nt
Organism: Hirsutella rhossiliensis
Lineage: Eukaryota; Fungi; Ascomycota; Sordariomycetes; Hypocreales; Ophiocordycipitaceae
Exons: 1
Coding region: 1-306 (101 amino acids)
Source: RefSeq, a predicted model, not a curated record